This is a messenger RNA of Drosophila miranda, 1107 nucleotides long. RefSeq names its product transcription initiation factor TFIID subunit 5-like. The record is from RefSeq and is a predicted model, not a curated record. The coding region runs from base 1 to 1107 and encodes 368 amino acids. The transcript has a single exon. Gene Ontology annotation, molecular function: protein binding; RNA polymerase II general transcription initiation factor activity. Lineage: Eukaryota; Metazoa; Arthropoda; Insecta; Diptera; Drosophilidae.
AUGGAGGGAACCCAGAAGGAGAGCCCGAAGGCCACCAUUUUCCUGUGCACAGUCGCGGCUAUCAACGAGCAGGUCGUCACAGCGAUUUUCUCGGAUAGGCUUUGCAUGAUGGCCCUGGGCACGAGCGACUCCGUGAUCUACAUGUUCGAGCUAAAUUUGAUUGUUUCCCGGUCGAAUGGGUCGGAGGUGGAACAGGUGAUGAUGCAUCCCUCCAACUCGGAUGAUCAGUUCAUGCUGCGGGGGCUGGAAGGGCCACUCUAUGACGGCGCAUUUUGUCAAAAAUGUAAAUAUUUCGUCAGCUGCGCGAUGGACUUCACCGUGCGGCUGUGGUGUCUGAGCUCCCGAUGCAUCCUGUUCAACUAUAUCGGCCAUUCGUGGCCCAUCCGCAGCGUGGUGUUCAGAGCAAAUGGCCUUUUUGCCACCGCUUCGUACAGUGGCAGUGUGACAAUCAGCAAAAUGGACAGCAUCAGUCCUUACCGCCAGUUCUCUGCGGCCAACAAAGAACCCCUUACGGCCUGCCUGCUCCAUCCUGCUGCAUACGCGUAUUACUGUAUUGUUGGUUGCCUCAACGGCGCCAUUCGCAUUUGGGACUAUGCUGGUCAAUGUUUCGAGUGGCGAGUCUUGCGCGGCCACAAGUCGGCUGUCACCGUCUUGGCUCUCUCAAACUGCAAUUUGUACCUAGUCUCGGGUGACGCCAGCCACACAACCCUUGUCUGGGACGUUAGAUCUCAGUGGGUGAUCCGCUCCCUGGGCCAACACUUGGGACCCAUACGCUCGAUCGACUUUUCCCUUGACAAUAGCCUACUGGUGAUUGGGGCCGGGGAUAAUUAUCGGCAGCUGAGCAUCUGGGACUUUAAGGGUCUCAAGCAGGCUGAGCCCCAGAAGAAGGCGUGCAAUGGUAGCCCUUUAAGCAAUGAGCAUUUGCUAGUAUUCUCGCAUGUCAACGUGGAGGCACCCAUCGCCAAGAUUCGCUUCAUCAGCUACGAUAUUCUGAUGGGUGUUUGUGUAGAUACCACACAUUUCCCUUGGCGGAAUCGGUCACAGAUAAGCUGGAUUGACAGCAAACGCCAAAUGAAAGCCUUUCUCAAUCAAAAGAUGGCGAAUUAA